UCUCCAUGCCACGACUCGCUCUUUCGUUCCAUCUUGUGAACGGCGCAUCGGUGAAGCAGCACCGCGACAGUGUUUACAGUAGGCCUUCGGGGCUUACAGGUUUUCAUCUUUGUUUUUGACAGUGUUCAAACGGCGAAGGGCUUGCACAGGGGCUAACGCUCUGCCUGCAGACUGAGCGGGAUCUCGCGAGAGCGGUGGCGUGGCUGCUUGGCAGUAGGCUUGCAGUAAGACAGAGGGAGAAGGCAGGCAGCAUCAUGGCGGACAGAGACAGUGGAAGUGAGCAGGGAGGAGCAGCCACGGGCCCGGGCGUCGGUUCCAUGCACCCAGUGACAGGAGGGGCGGGCUCGGCUUCCGGGCUGCAGCACGAGACGCAGGAGCUCGCCUCGAAGCGGGUUGACAUCCAGAACAAACGCUUCUAUCUAGACGUAAAGCAGAACGCGAAAGGCCGCUUCUUGAAGAUAGCAGAAGUCGGGGCCGGGGGAAACAAGAGCCGCCUCACUCUCUCCAUGUCUGUGGCGGUCGAGUUCCGCGACUACCUGGGGGACUUCAUCGAGCACUAUGCCCAGUUGGGGCCGAGCAAUCCGGACAUAGCGCAGGACGAGCCGCGGCGGGCGCUGAAGAGUGAGUUUCUGGUCCGGGAGAAUCGGAAGUACUACAUGGAUCUGAAGGAGAACCAGAGGGGCCGCUUUCUGAGGAUCCGGCAGACCGUCAACCGGGGGCCCGGCUUGGGAUCCACGCAAGGCCAGACCAUCGCUCUUCCAGCCCAGGGACUUAUCGAGUUUCGCGACGCGCUCGCCAAGCUCAUCGACGACUACGGAGUGGAGGACGAGCCGGCGGAACUGCCCGAGGGAACCUCGUUAACUGUGGACAACAAGCGCUUUUUCUUUGACGUGGGCUCCAAUAAGUACGGGGUGUUCAUGAGGGUAAGCGAGGUCAAGCCCACCUAUCGCAACUCUAUCACAGUGCCCUACAAAGUGUGGUCGAAAUUCGGCAGCACUUUCUGUAAAUACGCAGACGAAAUGAAAAAGAUUCAAGAGAAACAGCGGGAAAAAAGGGCAUGCGAGCUUCAGCAGCAGCAACAAGAGGAGAUGCAAGGAGACGACGGGGACGAGGAUUGAUAGUGGAGGGAAACAUGCAAAAAAAUAAUCCGAAUAACCUAAAGAGAAAUUCUACGUACUUUGCUGUAAAAAAAUAAAAUAAAAUAAAAUAAAGAGAGAGAGAGAGAAAGAGAGAUACAUAAAAGAUAAGUAACUGUUUAACUUCAAGGGAGCACUACCCACAAAAAAUACAAACCUCCACAGACUGACAGUCCACCCAUCGCUGGAUGUCAUCCACUUACCCACCAUUAAUACAGUAAGCGGCUGCUAAACCAAGUAAUAACAUUAUAUAUGAACUGUUUUCCUACUUGACGACAACAGAACUGAGUGUUUCUUUUUCCCUUAUUAACCGAGAACUUUUUUACACGUUCCAAGAUAUUAUAAAAGUGUUUGCAAUGGAGUUAUUGCCGAGAUUAAGAGGAAGCGGUUCCUUUACGUGUGAGCUAAUGACUUCAGCACAAAUCAGAUGUUUUAGUUUUUUUAACCAAAUUUUCGAAUCAUCUGAAGAGGUUGUCAUGGUUGCCAUGCCACUAGAUAUUCCAAGCAUCACCUGAGGGCUAGAUAGGAACCCGGAUGGGAGGGGAGGGGGGAGGGGAGGGGAGGGGAGGUGAGGGGGGCGAUAUCAACCUGUUGAUUGACAGAGGUACAGAGGUCAACAGAGGCGAGUGGUCCCUGCUGUGUGCAGGUGUCCAGAAAUGUGGUGGGCGACCUCUUGGCAAACAUUCUGAGGAGUAUUACCAGUGUAUUUUUUUAAUUGAAGUUCUUGUCAUGCAGAUGAUAUGCUAUGUAUUUGUGUCUCGUUGUCAUGCACAGUGUAUAAAAAAAAAAAAAGGUACUUAAUAAGUAAGAGCAAUGACAACAGAAGAGAACGAGCUCUCGAAAACCUUUUUGUAACGAAACCGGACCCCUCGAUACAAACAUACAAAGAAACGUAUGAAAACGCUCAUGUAGAAAAACAUACAAAGUAUGAUUUUGUGAAUCAGAUGUAUUUCAGUGGAGAAGAAAACAACCCACGUUUUUAGUGGGGGAUUUGACAAACAAUCUGUUAAAGGGUUUAAAAAGAAAUAUAUAGAAAUAUAUAGAUAUAUAUAUAUAAAUAUAUAUUAUCAGUCUACCAAUGAGAGGAUGAGUGGCGCCAAGGAAUGCUGUAGUUGCAUGUUAACCUGUACACAGCCACAUUGAGGUGGAUUUCUCAAUGUUCGUCCUCAAGGACUCAUCUCUGUAACAGUUUCAAUGUCCAUAAUGUCAGUAACGUUUGGUCAGGUAGUUGAAUUAAUACUCGUUUUUUUUUUCUUUCAAGGAAUGAGUUGUCCGACAAGUACGUGUACAUAAUAAGAUAAUAUAUCAACUCUUUUGACUGUUUGAUCAGACAUCAGUGACAAGUCUAUUGAAACGAAAGCCCUUUUACCACGGGGGCCCUUGAGGACCUGUGUUGGGAGACCCUGACUUUAAUGAAACUUGUUGGGGAGCAUACUCUUCAGCAUUAAACAACCUGGUGCCUUACAGACUCCGCAUGCUUAUACACUGGCUGGUGCUUUGGAUCUAAGUUUGGGUUCUCGUUUUGUUCUUUUCCCCUUUCUUUUUCUCGUCUGGUUUUGUUUGGCCCUGGCCCUCCUGUACGCUAUUGCAUAACCCGCGGUCUGUUUGGUCAAGAAGCAAAUCAUUCUGAUCACAAAGAGUGACUCGGAAAUCACCUAGGCAUUUUUUCCCCACCUUAACGAAAAUGUAUCAAAAGCUACAUGCCAGACAAAAGGACGUUUAGCGGUUCUCAACAAACUCCUUUGUUUUGAGGUAAACCUCCGUACUGAAGCCUCUCUGUAGUUUGGCAGUAAUGUGACAUUGUCACAGACCAAAAGCUUAGUUGAGGGGUGUGGCCAGGAUUUGGGUUUUUUUUGUUUUUUUCCCCCUUUCCUCUAACUUUUCAGUGUUGCUUCACGUAAUUUGUCAUUUUGGAAACUUUGCUUCACAAAGUUUUUUUUUUUUUUUUUCCCUUUCUCUUUUUUUUCUCUUCCCAGUGCUAUAUUUCAUUACUGUGUGCAAUAUUGAACGUGCCAAUGUUGGCAAUAUAUGUAUAUCAAUUAAAUAUAUGAUUAAUAUUUGAAAAGCAUGUGGCUGAAUUCCACGUUUAUUUCUUUAAAAGGUCUUUAUUUCUUUAAAGCCUUUAUCUGCACUUAAAAAAAAGGUCUGUAUCUGGAAAAGAAACAAGAAGUUUCACCCAGGUGAAGCGAACACAUAGCAGUUAUCUAUCCUGUCUGCACUUUUUGUGAACGUUCAUGUCAUAAACGCGCCCCGUUUCGUCUCUGUUCCUCUUGACGUGGGAGGGUUGGGGGUUACUGGAAUGAAGCGAUUGGGAUGUGAAGGCCUUUGGGUAAGGGGCAAUGAAAAUGUAUGCUUAAUUUCCCUACAAAUACAUACAUGGGAUGAUUCUAAUGAUGAAGGUGUGUGAUGACCUCUUCUGUCUUCAGUAGCACAUUGCUUUCCCAGCUGGAGAAAAAUGUCUGACCAAUGUUUGUUUGAAAAUGAUCUCAACAAGGAAUGCCUUGUGCCGUUAUUUUAUUAUUAUUAUUAUUAUUUUUCUUUCUUUAUCUCUUAACUUAUGUUCCUUCCCUUUGCAAAGAGGUUCACUGAAUUACUCAUUCGGCGGUUAUGCGUCAAAUAUAAUUUAUGUACAUUUUACAAAUUAAAAAACAAAAAAAUAAAAAGAAAUGUUAAUUUAC
Molecule: messenger RNA, 3814 nt
Organism: Labeo rohita (rohu)
Lineage: Eukaryota; Metazoa; Chordata; Actinopteri; Cypriniformes; Cyprinidae
Gene: puraa
Product: purine-rich element binding protein Aa
Exons: 2
Coding region: 255-1118 (287 amino acids)
Biological process (GO): regulation of transcription by RNA polymerase II
Cellular component (GO): nucleus
Molecular function (GO): RNA polymerase II transcription regulatory region sequence-specific DNA binding; DNA-binding transcription factor activity, RNA polymerase II-specific; purine-rich negative regulatory element binding
Source: RefSeq, a predicted model, not a curated record